AUGCAUCAGGAACAAGACGCAUACCGUAAGCGGCUUAUCGCUUCGGUCGCUGCGACGGUCAUCUCCCUGGCCUGCGGCACAAACUACGUCUAUUCGGCAUGGGCGCCUCAGUUCGCCGAGAAGCUCAGGCUUUCCACAACGGAGAGCAACUUGAUCGGCCUGUUCGGCAACCUGGGCAUGUACACUCUGGGCAUUCCCAUUGGCAUGUUUGUGGACGACCGUGGAUCAAGACCUGCUGUGCUUGCCGGCGCCUUUUUCCUGGCUAUUGGCUAUAUCCCCCUCUGCCUCUCCUUUGAGAAAGCCGCGGGCUCUGUCCCCGUGCUCUGCUUCUUCUCCUAUCUGACUGGCCUGGGCGGUUGCAUGGCAUUUGCAGGUGCUGUCAAGACAUCUGCCCUCAACUGGCCGAGCCAUCGCGGAACGGCUACGGCCUUCCCGCUGGCUGGAUUUGGGCUCAGCGCCUUUUUCUUCUCAUUUCUCGGCGCUGUUUUCUUCCCCGGGAGCACCAGCUCCUUUCUGAUGCUCCUGGCAUGGGGCAGUUUUGGCCUGACUUUCUCCGGCUAUUUCUUCCUAAAGGUAUACCCUCAGGUAUCCUAUCAGGAGGUGCCCACCCAGGCAUCCGCAUCACAACCUUCUCGAGAGAGGGCGCGCAGCAUAACCGAACCUGGUACGUCAUCUAAUUCCGAUGCUGUUGACCCAAACCUGGACACAUCACCUCGGACCCCUCCAGCACCCGACGCCAGUCGCGCCGCUAUCUUCAGUGACACCGAAGCUGGUGAAGAUCCUCUGAUUGACGAGACAUCAACUUUGAUGCCCGAGGCUGUAACUGCAGACAUAGUUGGGCGCAGUAGUGUUGAUCAAGACGUGUCUCAUCGAGUAGAUAUACGAGGUGUAAAGCUCCUGUUCAGCCUGGACUUCUGGCAGCUGUUCUCCAUGAUGGCAAUCCUCGCUGGAACUGGCCUCAUGACUAUCAACAAUAUUGGAAAUGACGCAAACGCUCUCUGGAAACAUUAUGACCCCUCGGUCGACGAGCCGUUCCUUGUUAGCCAUCAACAGAUACAUGUAUCCAUCCUCUCCGUCUUCAACUUCGUUGGAAGAUUGCUAAGUGGAAUUGGCUCUGAUUAUCUGGUCAAAACUCUUCGUGCUAGUCGUAUCUGGUGCCUUGCCGUGGCCUGUCUCAUCUUUCUUCUGGCUCAAAUCUGUGCCCUACAAAUCGAGAUGCCGCAGAAACUUGUAUUUGUUUCAGGCCUUUCCGGCUUAGCCUAUGGUUUCCUUUUCGGCGUCUUCCCCUCCAUUGUUGCAGAGACGUUUGGCAUCCGCGGGCUGAGUCAAAAUUGGGGUUUCAUGAUGUUGGCUCCUGUUGUCUCGGGGAAUGUAUUCAAUCUGCUGUAUGGAAGGAUCUAUGAUCACCACAGCAUCGUCGAGCCUGAUGGCACGAGAUCCUGCGACGAUGGUAUUGCAUGUUAUCGCGGUGCGUAUACUGUUACCGCGACCGCGAAUGCUCUAGGAUUAGUCCUCACCCUGUAUAUCAUUCACCACCAGAGGGCCCGGUAUCUGAAGGGGAAAGACAAGCUAGACGAGGAAGACUGA
This is a messenger RNA of Trichoderma breve, 1587 nucleotides long. Its product is annotated as major facilitator superfamily domain-containing protein. Gene Ontology annotation, cellular component: membrane. NCBI's taxonomy places the organism in Eukaryota, Fungi, Ascomycota, Sordariomycetes, Hypocreales, Hypocreaceae. The coding region runs from base 1 to 1587 and encodes 528 amino acids. The transcript is spliced from 4 exons. The record is from RefSeq and is a predicted model, not a curated record.